Molecule: messenger RNA, 3820 nt
Organism: Pteropus alecto (black flying fox)
Lineage: Eukaryota; Metazoa; Chordata; Mammalia; Chiroptera; Pteropodidae
Product: store-operated calcium entry regulator STIMATE
Exons: 3
Coding region: 3391-3639 (82 amino acids)
Biological process (GO): activation of store-operated calcium channel activity; chondrocyte proliferation; tissue regeneration
Cellular component (GO): nucleus; membrane; cortical endoplasmic reticulum
Molecular function (GO): calcium channel regulator activity
Source: RefSeq, a predicted model, not a curated record
ACUUUUUCCUCCUGUUUCAUUUUGAUUUGAACAACCUGUGCCCAAAGCUCUUUCCUUUUCCUUCCUGAGCUCAAAAUCAGGGCUCCUGAUGUUUCCAAACUAAGGACGGGCUGGAGGAGCCACAGUCUGUGAAAGAUGGAAGCUGGGUUAUAUAGACCUCAGGUGAUCUGUUCAUCUCAAGGUUCGUCCCAGUGCCUACUGGGCAGUGGGUUUGGUUGAGGGAUGAAGAGGUAACGAGUGAGUGGUGGUUUCUCCCUGUAUCCUGAUUUUCAGUAAGGGCUUUAGUCUCUGAGCUGCAGCUGUGUAGCUGGCUAACUAGCGGAUGGUGUCUGAUCAUAGAGGGUCUUAGGCUGUGUGGGCUUGGAUAGCGUGUUCUCAUGUGCUUGGCCUCACCCUCCUCCUGUGUGUGUGCGUGUGUGUGUACAUGUGCAUGCGUGCGCACGCACACAGUUUGUAGUCCCAGGGAGUGCCUCCUGCUGUCAUAGGGGGUUUUUCUGUGGUGCACUGUCCUAAAAGAGUGGAUGCAGAGGGCUGUGUCAGUACUUCCUCUUGAGCUGUCCUCCCUCCUCAAGCAAAUUUCCUUACCACCUGCUCCAAGGUGCCUUAUGAGGGGCAGCUCUUCACUCAGCAACAUGGCAAGUAUCACUGUGCUUGAGAAAUCUUGGGACACCGACUGUGCACUAUCCAUCUCAUUUUUCCAAAUAUGGACCUUGUCCAAGCCACCCAUGAUGGAAACUUGUAAGUCAAGGUCAUGAACAAGGUUCUUACAACUAAUGGAAAUAGCCUAAUGAAGUAGAGCUGUCAUAUAUGAAUGGAGGAGAUCAUUGUGGCCCUGAUUUCCUUUUGCGUCGGUGGGAUGUUGACAAGGAUAAGGAGGGAUGUUGGUGAGAUCCCGAGUAGCAGUGGUUUCUUGGUCCACUCAGCCUGAAGACCUGUGAGGCAAAGGUCUGUGACCCAUCAGUUAGCCCUCAGGCAUACUGGUGGCCUCCUGCCUUGAGCUUUAACUUGUGCCCCUUUCUGGCAGCAAGAAUUCCUGGGUUAAUGUCGACCUGUCAUGCCUCGAAAGGGAAAAUAUAUAAAAGCUCAAAUCCAAGUUGUAUCUUCCCCUAGGCAGUAUAGACAGGUCUAUAGGCUGACAGCCCACUCUGCCCUCCAGACUGCAAUUCACUGACCCUUCUGUAGGCAGGCCAACGUAGGUGGCACUGGGAGCUUCUCAUCACUCAGAGCAGCUGCCUUGUAGGGUGUAGGGCUAGCUUUUAGAAGUUUCACACGUUUCCAACUAGGAAGGGAGAACUCUGUUUUCCCUGUGAAACAUUGGUAGCUCUGAAGGGCUUUGUUCUUGGUGAGGGACUUCUGGUCCAAUUGUUGUCAGCACCUUGAGCUCCUUGGAUGGGUGGGUGGGUGGAUGGGUUUAAUUUGAUUUCUCUUUUCAUGAAGUUUAUUAGCAAUCAGACCUAUGUGAACAAACCAUAGUCUACUUCCACUGUCUGCCUAGUGGGGGUGUUUAAUUGGUGGCGUUACGAUUCACAGAAACACAAUUUUGAAAUGAAAGGGAAGAUGAUGUACUUACAUUGUAAAAUGGUUUACAAUAAAGUUUGACAUCUUAUUACAGGUUUUUUUUUUUUUUUUUAAGAAACAUCACUUUUGUGGUUGUUGACUGUGUGUUCUCUGGAAUCGAAACAGCUUAAUGGGGUCAAGAAAAUUUCCCCAGUGGGUUUUAAGGUUCUCCCCAGGAAACAGAGUGAAAAUGAACCUUAUAUCACCUCAUAGAUGAUGUGGGAACCAGAAUCUGAUGUUGAAAAAAAAAAACAUUCUUGCCAUUCUACUUUCCUGCUAAUGUGAGUAAAAGCUAUUCUACCUCCUCUGAGGAGAGUGGGGUUCUGGGAGAUGGAGUAUGAGGAGUGAACAUCCCACAGCCUGGUCAUUGAGGCCAUGGGGCUGGAAGGCACAUUCCUCCCUGGGCAGAGCUAGCUGUGGGGGCAGCACCAGAGCACUCACCCUGGGAACUGGGCCCUCACAGGCCGGGCCUGCCCUCAUUGUCUCUUGGUCCCUGUUUGGAGUCUUGGGUUUAUGCCCAUAGCUAUCUGAAGGCAUUCCUCAUGUCAGCACUUGUCUCAGAUGGAGCCUGGCAGUCCUCGCAUUGGCCUCCCGCGGUCAGGACCAGGCAGGUGGGUAUUUGGGUGGGGUUUGAUAUAUGACAGCAGUGGUGCCACAUUUGGGAUAACCAUAUGUCAGUGCCUGGUUGGGUUCCCUCUGUCUGGGGCCUUCAGGCAUUAAAAAAUAAUCUCCAUCACAAACUGACAAGGAGCUUGGGUGUGUCUGAUACUAAGAGCAGACACAUCUCCCCACAUCUCCCCACACCCAUCCUAGGCUUAGAGUCCUGCCAUGUGCCUUAGGGGUCUUCCCUUCAAGGCUUGGGGUAUUAGGAGCUAGCAGAGGAAAACUGAGUGACCUUCAGGGGAGCCCUUGGGCCUGUACCUCUCUCCACAGCUCAAUACCUGGAAUGGGUUUCAUUCCCCGCUACCCUCUUUCAGCAACCUAAAUGUCCUCAGGCCAGGUGCCUUUUGGUGACUUCAUCUGUGCAGCUCGGUGCUAUUACCUGCUGUCAGCUUACCCUUAUUUACCACAAAGCAUGGUUUCCUCCUGUCUCUCCUGGGCACUUCAUGCCCUGCCUUCUUCGUCCCUUUACGAAACAGUGCACUAGGAGCUGGACAAAGACAUCAGCAAAACCUCAGAUGGAGAGUUCUCCAGGCUUCCCUUGGCUGAAGUUUCUCCACCUGUGAAUCAGGGGUAGCCCCUGUGCUCUGAGUCCACUGCGGGGGCCCAGUGAGCCCACAGGGAGCAAAGCUCCCACCCUGCUGCUGUGCAGGGAUGGAAAGUCCCUUUUCUCUGGAAUCCAGGGAAGGGGUAGAAGACCAAGAAAAGCAAACUCAAAGCAAUCCAGCCCGGCUCAGGGCCCUCCCUUCCUCAGGGACACCCCCACACUGGGAUGGACUUACAGGCAGGCAGACAGCUCCUACUGCCACACAUUCCAGGACCUACAUUUAUAAACACAAGUCGCUGCCAGUCCCAGCACCUCCCACUUGAAAAUAGAGCAGCUGUUCAUGAGGGUGCAAGGUCUCCCCAGCUGUCUGCUGUCGCCAGGGCUGCAGCCCCCCAGGCAGCAGUGCUCAGCGAGCCCCUAUCAUCCCCCAGAAUAAACUCUGAAGCCAGUGGCUGUGUGAUCCUGAAUCACUGGGGAGUCUGUUGAAGCAGGGGGAGUGACUUCUCAGGCAGGACAGGCAAGCAGACUAUAUAAGCUCCAGAGGGCUGGGCACCACUCAGAUCUCUUCAACCAGCUCCUGCUUGCCAGAGAGGAGCCCUCGAAGCAGCUCUCCCACAGCACCCACCAUGUCCCAGGCUGGCACUCCGGAAACCCCCAUCAAGAAGAAGCGGCCCCCUGUGAAGGAGGAGGAUCUGAAGGGGGCCCGAUGGAACCUGACCAAGAACCAGGAGAUCAAGUCCAAGACUUACCAGGUCAUGCGGGAGUGUGAGCAAGCUGGUGCUGCCGCCCCCUCAGUGUUCAGCCGCACCCGGACUGGCACUGAGACCGUCUUUGAGAAGCCCAAAGCCGGACCCGCCAAGAGUGUCUUUGGCUGAGACGUGCACGCCACUUCCCUCACCACUGCCAGUACCUAGACACAGGAGUCUUUCUCAAGAACUCAUUUUUUAUGCCAGAACAUACCUGCUCACCUGUUGCCUCUGGGACCGCCAUCCUACCCCAACAGUCCAGGGACUGCACCAGCACCUGAGAAACAUCAAUAAAGAGGAUGCCCAAGUG